Seriola dumerili (greater amberjack) is the source of this 948-nucleotide messenger RNA. RefSeq names its product olfactory receptor 52N5-like. The record is from RefSeq and is a predicted model, not a curated record. Gene Ontology annotation, biological process: G protein-coupled receptor signaling pathway. Gene Ontology annotation, cellular component: membrane. Lineage: Eukaryota; Metazoa; Chordata; Actinopteri; Carangiformes; Carangidae. Gene Ontology annotation, molecular function: olfactory receptor activity. The transcript has a single exon.
AUGGAGAACCAGACAGACAUCCUGCAGCUGGAGGGGUUAAAGGUCAGCCCCCAGUCCUCCAUCCCCGCCUUCAUCCUCCUCCUCCUCAUCUACGUCUUCAUCAUGGUGUCUAACCUCGGCCUGGUGGUCCUGAUCACCAUGGAGACGAGCCUCCACCAGCCCAUGUACCUGCUCUUCUGCAACAUGAGUGUCAACGACGCGUUUGGGGCGUCGACCAUCAUCCCCCGCCUGCUGAGCGACGUCUUCACCCCGAGCUCAGAACGCCACAUCAGCUACAUCGACUGUGUCGUCCAGGCGUUCUGCGCUCACUUCCACGCCAGCGCCACUCACACCGUGCUCAUGAUCAUGGCCUUCGACCGCUACGUGGCCAUCUGCAACCCGCUACGUUACGCCGCCAUCAUGACCAACAGCAUGGUGGUGAAGCUGUCGGUGUCGGCCUGGGCCGUCGCUCUGAUCAUGGUGUUGAUCCUCGUGGGCCUCAGCGUCCGCCUGUCGCGCUGCAGGUGGAUCAUCUUCAACCCGUUCUGUGACAACGCCUCCUUGUUCAAGCUCUCCUGCGAGAGCCUCCUCAUCAACCAGGUGUACGGCCUCGGCUACACCGUGGUCCUGCUGGGCUCCUCCAUCGGCAGCGUCACGCUCACCUACCUGAAGAUCGCUGCGGUGUGUCUGAGCAGCAAGAACAAGGCGCUGAACAGCAAAGCUCUGCAGACCUGCGCCACACACCUGGCCGUCUACAUCAUCAUGUUCGUCUCAGGCUCCAUCAUCAUCAUCCUCCAUCGUUUCCCCGACCUAUCAGAUGAAAGGAAGCUGGCGUCCAUCAUGUUCCAUGUGGUUCCUCCUGCCAUGAACGCUGUGAUCUACGGGCUGCAGAUCAAGGCCGUCAGAGAGAAGCUGGUCAUCAUGUUCACCAGGAACACAGUGAAAUGACUCGCUGCUGCUUUCAUGUAA